AUGUGUGUGGGAAAAUGUUCCCGGUGUGUCGGCCUCAGCCUUUUUGUUCUAUCUGUACUGUCUCUUCUCCUGAACCUGUCCCUGCUCUUCCCAAACUGCGAUGGGUCCUACCUGCAGAAGGGGCUUAUCGGUACAUACGUUAUGGACAGUUUUCAUGUUGGAUUUUGGUUAGGGGGUGUUUUGGUUCUCCUGACUGGAAUACAAACUUUGCUAUCUGGUUAUAAAAUGCUGUUUUCCCUUGUUCUUUGUACCUUGGCCACCAUUGGAGCUCUUACUAGUCUGCUGUAUGUUAUAACUGCAUUGAAUAAUGGUCCGUAUUGCUUGUACAGACCGAGCGAGGAAGCUGAAGAAGAGUGGGGAUAUCCUUUGGCAAAUAAAACCAUACCGUGUUCUGCUGCUCUACCAACAAACACUUCCUAUGCUGAUUUGUAUAUCUUUGGCAUUCCGUUUGUGCACCCUGUUUGCAUCGAACCACCAAAUAUCGUACCCUGGACUGCCAGCUUUUUAACAUGCUUAUUUUUCAUAAACUUUAUGGAGACUGUUCUUUGCACCUCUCAGUUGAUAAAUGCAGGUUUUGGAAUAUGCUGUGGACUUUGUGACCCCAAAAAGUUAUCUUCCUCCAGAAUGUCAGUUUCCACACCAUCAGUGUACCAAUCAUACCUUCCAUAA
Molecule: messenger RNA, 669 nt
Organism: Pelobates fuscus (common spadefoot toad)
Lineage: Eukaryota; Metazoa; Chordata; Amphibia; Anura; Pelobatidae
Product: transmembrane 4 L6 family member 5-like
Exons: 5
Coding region: 1-669 (222 amino acids)
Cellular component (GO): membrane
Source: RefSeq, a predicted model, not a curated record